Messenger RNA from Gastrolobium bilobum, 1651 nucleotides. RefSeq names its product L-ascorbate oxidase homolog. Lineage: Eukaryota; Viridiplantae; Streptophyta; Magnoliopsida; Fabales; Fabaceae. The coding region runs from base 7 to 1644 and encodes 545 amino acids. The record is from RefSeq and is a predicted model, not a curated record. Gene Ontology annotation, molecular function: copper ion binding; oxidoreductase activity. The transcript is spliced from 9 exons.
GACACAAUGGGAAAAACUAGUUUGCUUUAUCUGCAAUGCAUUGUUAUUGCUUUAGCAAGUGUGUCUCUAGUAAAAGCAGAAGAUGCAUAUAAGUUCUACACAUGGACGGUGACUUAUGGGACUCUUUCUCCCCUGGGUAGUCCCCAACAGGUUAUUCUUAUCAAUGGUCAGUUUCCCGGCCCUAGACUUGACUUGGUAACUAAUGACAACGUAAUUCUCAACCUCAUAAACAAGCUGGACGAGCCAUUUCUACUCACUUGGAACGGCAUUAAACAAAGGAAGAAUUCAUGGCAAGAUGGAGUUUUGGGAACCAACUGCCCCAUUCCUCCGAACUCAAAUUACACUUACAGGUUUCAGGCCAAGGAUCAGAUUGGCACUUAUACAUACUUUCCAUCAACUAAACUGCAUAAAGCAUCUGGAGGGUUUGGAGGACUCAAUGUUUAUCAUAGAUCUGUCAUCCCAAUCCCUUAUCCAAACCCUGAUGGAGAUUUUACUUUACUCAUUGGUGAUUGGUACAAGACCAACCACAAGACAUUAAGGCAAUCUUUGGAUUCUGGAAAAUCUCUUGCCUUUCCAGAUGGCCUCCUUGUCAAUGGCUGUGUUUUCAAAGGAUAUAGUUCAACAAAGCCCAAAUUCACUUUGCUUUCAGGAAAAACCUAUAUGUUCAGGAUAUCAAAUGUGGGCUUGUCAACCUCAAUUAACUUCAGAAUUCAGGGUCAUACUCUAAAGCUGGUUGAGGUUGAAGGAUCACACACUGUCCAGAACCUAUACGACUCCCUUGAUGUACAUGUUGGGCAAUCAGUUGCUGUGUUAGUAACCUUAAAUCAGCCUCCAAAGGAUUAUUACGUUGUUGCCUCAACAAGAUUUACCAAGACACUUCUCACGACAACUGCAGUGCUACAUUACACAAACUCUCAGUCCCAAGCAUCAGGACCCUUGCCUGUUCCCCCCGCUGACAAUUAUGAUUGGUCUAUGAAGCAAGCUAGAACAUACAGAUGGAAUCUGACAGCAAAUGCUGCUAGGCCUAACCCACAAGGGUCAUUCCAUUAUGGGAAGAUAACUCCUACAAAAAUAAUUAAAUUGGCCAAUUCAGCACCUUUGAUUAAUGGGAAGCUCCGUUAUGCUGUUAACCGGGUCUCUUAUGUUAACCCUGAUACCCCUCUGAAGCUUGCUGAUAACUUCAACAUUCCCGGAAUCUUCAGUAUGAAUUCACUUCAAAGCGCUCCCUCUGAGGGUCCCGCAUAUAUAGCUACCUCAGUAUUGCCAACUUCUCUCCAUGAUUUUAUUGAGGUUGUUUUCCAGAACAAUGAAAACACCAUGCAAUCUUGGCAUCUUGAUGGUUAUGAUUUUUGGGUUGUUGGUUAUGGUUUCGGCCAGUGGACAGAUGCCAGUAGAAGUACCUAUAAUCUAGUGGAUGCCCUGACUAGACACACUGCACAGGUGUAUCCAAACUCGUGGACUACAAUAUUGGUGUCCUUGGAUAACCAAGGUAUGUGGAACCUGAGGUCUGCAAUAUGGGAAAGGCAAUAUCUUGGUCAACAGUUCUAUCUCAGGGUGUGGAAUGCACAGCAAAACCUUGCUAAUGAAUAUGACAUUCCCAAUAAUGCCCUGCUUUGCGGCAAAGCUGUUGGACAUCACCCUUAGUAUCAAC